GGGCGCGUUCAACCUCUUCUUAUUCUUCUAUUUGGUCGCAAGGUACCUCGACUGUAUUCAGGCGCCGAGCCGUCGAGGGUUGAAUCAAUCAAUUCCGUCCAGAGAGCUCUUCUGCCUAAGAUCACUCAGGGCCGACUCGAACUCCUCAGCUUUUUGGGCGCGUCACGAAUUUCCUAGACCACUUUUAUAUUCACAAUUUGAUUUCCUCCGCUCUUUCUUGCCCCGUUAAUCCUCUCCUUCGUUCCAAACAUUGCGCAAAGACGCGCCUCGAUACCCGCCAACAUGUCUUUUGGCGGUGGCGGUGGUUUCUCGUUCGGCUCGAGCAACAAUACUCAAAACACGGGGUUCGGAGGUUUCGGCAGCAAUACCAAUACAAGUACAGGGUUCGGUACAAACACGAGCUCGACUGGCUUUGGUUCCAGCACUGCGACUGCGAAUCCAUUCGGAGGCAGCACAUUCGGAUCUAAUACUGGAGGUUUUGGUGGCAACACCAACACUUCCGGCUCUCUCUUCGGCAACAAGCCUGCCUCGAAUCCCUUCGGCUCCACAACCACAAACACAGGAGGAGGUGGUCUAUUUGGCAGCUCAAACACCAACACUGGGUUCGGUUCAGGAGGUGGUUUUGGAAGUACCAACAAUGCUUUUGGCAGUAAUACCGGCGGCUCGGGGUUCAGCUUCGGAAGCGCGUCGAAACCUGCAUUCGGUUCCAGUACCAACUCAACUCCGUUGUUUGGCCAGGGCGGUGCAGGGACAACCAGCGGGUUCGGAUCAACUUCAAGUCCAUUCGGUGCUGCUGGCAGCGGAACGGCUCUAAGCAAUCAGCCCGUUCCCCCUUCAGAAGGCACCGCUUCCACGCCAUAUGCGCCUACACUUGAGAAGGAAGCUGCGGGCCUAUCGAGCAACUACCAGAGCAUCAACUUUAUGCCACCGUACCAAAAAUAUUCAUUUGAGGAACUGCGACUAGCAGAUUACAAUGCCGGAAGAAAAUAUGGCAACUCCACUGGACAAGCUGGUGGGUUUGGCCAGAAUACUUUUGGAGGCUUUGGGCCAAGCAACACUGGAUUUGGCGCGAACGCCAACGCCACCGCCAACCCCUUCGGAACUACGGCCACGACGUCAGCAUCAGGCUUCGGCUCCAAUACCGCCACAACCGGUUUCGGUGGCGGCGGUCUGUUUGGAAACAAGCCUGCUGGUGGAAGUUUAUUUGGCCAGCAGUCCUCUGCCGCUCCUUCUAGUGGUCUCUUUGGAACCUCCAACACGUCGACGAAUGCGUUCGGCGGUGGAAAUACGGGAUUCGGGUCGGGAGGCGGUUUGUUCGGCCAGAACCAAACCCAGAACAAGCCAAGUUUGUUCGGCAACACUUCCAGCACUCCCUCGUCGUUCUCAUUCGGCAACACCAACACUACCAAUACUAACACAGGAGGUGGGUUGUUCGGCAACAACGCCAAUACCUCGAACGCCGGUGCAUUCGGUGGGAAUCAACAACAGUCUGGAGGAUUGUUUGGGAAUACCGCCAACCAGCAGCAAAAGCCUUCUCUUUUUGGCAAUACAGGAUUUGGAACAUCGACAAAUCAGAACCAACAAUCAAGUGGCUUGUUCGGUGGUAACGCCAACACAUCCACCGGUGGUGGCCUGUUCGGCAACAAUGCCAAUGCCAAUACUGGUACCGGCGGUGGUUUGUUCGGUACCAGUAACACCACGUCGGGAAAUCCUCUGUUCGGAAACAAUGCCAACAAUCAGCAAAAACCUGGUGGUAUUUUUGGCGGGAGCACAUUUGGAAACACUGGCACCAACACCGGUGGAGGCCUUUUUGGGAAUACCAACAAUCAACAGCAGACAGGGGGCUUGUUCGGAAACACAAAUACGAACACAGGCUCUGGGUUUUCAUUCGGAAAUACUGCCAACAAACCUGCAACCGGUUCUCUCUUCAACCCCACCAACACUCAGCAAGGCGGCUUCGGUGGCUCAACCGGUGGCUUUGGGGGACUAUUCGGCAAUUCGCAGAACCAACAGAGUCAGCAGCAGCCUGAUUUUAAGGUCUCGUCCCUGAACGACCCCAAUCCGUACGGUCAGACCUCUAUCUGGACUGGACUGCCCGUGCCAACACCAGAUAAUUCAAAGCCACUUUUCACUCCGUUGUCUGCCACUCAGAAGCUAAAGGAGAGCCAGUCAAAACCACCGCCAAGUCUCAGACUCAACCAGUCUCGUUACAUGACGCCACCCCGACGGUCUGGCUUUGGGUUUUCUUAUUCAACUUAUGGCACACCAAACAGUGCAGCCAGUACACCUGGCGGAAGUGGCCUGAGCAGCAGCAUGUACGGUAGUCGCAGUUUCAAUGGCGGCAGCUUUGGUCGCUCAUUUGGCAAGAGUGCAUCAGCUAGCAACUUGAGAUCUCAAUUUGCAGGGGAUAGCGAAGGCGUGCUCAGUCCCAAUGCAUUCGCUUCCACUAAUACCCGAUGGUCAAGUGGCAAUAUGCGCCGGUUGACCAUUGAUCGAAGCAUCAGAAACGAUCUUUUCAGCCGGCCUUCCCUUCCCGCUUUUCCGACAAAUGCUCUCAGUCAGUCAGUCAAUGGGAACAUCGAAAUUUCCGCCGUCACAAAUGGCGAGCCAUCCUCAACCAGUGAACCACCGAAUAAGUUGAAGAAGCGCGUGAGCUUUGACAAAGAUACUGCCGGUGGUUCUAAUGGAGUCUUAAAUGGCGAAUCAGGAGCUUUGGUAAGAACCGAAAGCGACCAAGAUGAGGCUAAUGGCACCGCUAUUCCCAGAACUGUGAAUGGCACAUCUACGCCCGAGACCGAGCCAGUCCGCGGUAACGAACUCGCUGUUGUCCCAGAAGAUCGCGAGUCAGACGAUGUGAUCUCUCGGAAGACAACCGUCCAAGCCAAGCCAGAUCCUCAGCCUGGAGACUAUUGGAUGAAACCGACACGUGCUGAGCUGAGCAAGAUGCCUCGUGAGAAACUGUCCCGAUUUGUUGGAUUCGAAGUUGGUCGAAAAGGGUGUGGCAAGGUGGUGUUCAACGGUCCGGUGGAUCUCACCAGUCUUCCCUUGGACGAUCUCUAUGAAAAGAUUGUGGAAAUCCGUCUGCGGUCAGUCACCGUCUAUCCUGACGCAAGCUCAAAACCCCCAGUUGGCAAGGGUUUGAACGUACCGUCGACAAUUUCUAUUGAGAACUCCUGGCCGCGAUCCCGUGGCCAGCCUUCCUCCGCCACCAGUGGACCCAUCUUUGAGAAGCAUGUCAACCGCCUCAAGAAGAUGCACGGUACUGAAUUUGUGAAUUACGAAGUGACCACGGGUGUAUGGACGUUCCGAGUACCCCACUACACCCGCUAUGGCUUGGACUACGAUGAAGAUGACGAAAUGGGCCAGAGUAUGCUCUCUGGUCCGCCUGACUCACUGGACAGCUCUCGCUCUGCCGAGAACUCAGGGAUGGAGGUUGACAGUGAAGCACAUGAUGACUACGAGGCCGAUGGUAACGAUGAUACAUUUGCCUUCAAACAAAAGACCCUGCCCGGUGGCUAUGGCCGGCAGUCUGUCUUCGACUAUGGUGAUGAUGUCGCUACAGCUCAGACUGUUGAAGGUGAAGAGGGUUCCGAAAUGGAAGAAGACUAUUCCGACGAUGACGAUGACAAUGAAGUGAGCAUGGCAGGCUCAUAUCCUCCACCUGCUGCUAGCCCUAGCAGACCGAUCCUCAAGCCCAGCACUGCCGGCACGCCCGGAAAGGCCCUCAUUAACAUUGACGGCGACUGGGCAGAACAACUUCAGCGCACUAUUAGCCCACGCAAACAGAAUCGCGAUGCUCUUCGACAAGUACAAAGCAAAGUUCUUCUGGAUCGCACGCAUGAACCAAUUAAACCGAUUCUGGACUUGGGCAAGAACGUCAACAAGAGUGAAUUUCGAACGAGCAUCGACAUUAUGAAUUCGCUUUUCAGCCGACACGAGGAAAGAAUGGCCGAAUUGAAAGGAAACAAGGGAAAGCCGCGGACUGGCCCGGAUUUUGAGUUCCCCUAUGCAAAGCGCGCAAAGACCUUUGAAGACCAAGUGCGAGACGAUUCCGCUGAGCUAGGCGAUGACGAUAAGCUCUGGCACGCAAGUUUCAAGCCUCAUUUUACACCCAUCAAUCAGCUUGUCUACAAGUCAAGUGAUGCACCCGGCGAAGGUGGUUGGGUCACAGAGGUAUUGGCACAUAGCGAGGCUACGGGUAGAGAUGUCGUUAUGACUUCGCUCCAACCGGUCAACAUUGACAAUAUUGCUAUGUACGUCAAGGCAAUCUUGACAGACGCUCAAGUGGUCCUUACCAACAAUGUCCCCUCGAUUGAACACGACGCUGUCGCCUUUUCUAGAGCCAAAGACCUUCUCCUACAGGAACGCUGCACUACCGAAGAACUCGACAUCUACGAAUUGCUUCAUGUUCUUUUCGAUGACUACGAGGACGAGUUCACUCAAGGUCUAAACCGCCAGCAGCAACAUGAAUUUCAGUUCCGUAUCCGCAGAGAUCGCCUUUCCAAGUAUCUCUCGGAGCUCAUAUGGCGCCGCCACGGCGACCGCAUCAAAGAGGCCUCGAAACUUAACGGCGCAACCGCAGCCGUCAUGCAGCUUACGGCGAACAGCAUUCACGCAGCAUGUGAUGCACUCACCCAAGAGAAGGACUUUCACCUUGCAUUGUUGGUCGCCCAAAUUGGGCAGGCUGAUUCAGCCUUCCAGGAAGAUAUGGCCGAUCAAAUCUCUGCAUGGCGUGGUCAAGGGGUCAUUUCCGAAAUGAGCGAGGAGAUUCGCGCACUGUACGAGAUACUCUCAGGAAACACCAGCAUCGUACAGGGAAAGCAGAAUGUGCCUGUUGAAGAUCGUGCGUCGACAUUCGCGAUCUCGGAAAAAUUCGACUUGGACUGGAUCCAGGCUUUUGCGCUGUGCUUUUGGUAUGGAAAGCACAAAAAUGGCGAGAUUUACGAAGUUGUAGCGGAUUUCCAAGAGAAAGUGAAUUCAAGGCUUGAAUCGGCCGCUCCUGUGCGUGGGAAUGAUGAGGAUCCCCUGUGGGUGGUGUUGAAGAUCUUCGCGAGCAACGCUGAGACCAGCAAGGGAAGGUCUGGCAGCAAGGCGACAGCUUCUGUCACUAACCAGGUCGAGAAACCUGUGCUCCCUCAAGCUCUUUCGGCGCUGUCACAACAUUGGGAUUCCUCGGGGACGUUUCGCCUUUACCACGCCAUCGCCGCUACAAUCCCAGGAGUGUCGACCGACCAGGACAGAUCGGACGACCUGGCUGCAUCACUCGCUUUCGAGCACUCGGCUCGCCGAAACACAUUGGGCGCAGUUUAUGCACUCCUGCACCUUUCCGAUCCGGCACAGCGAGCAGCUCAGAUCCGAGAUCUCUUCAACCGCCAUGCCGCAACACUACCGCGUGCGCCACGUCCUGGCGCCCCAGCCGGCCAAGACUCUCCCUUGUGGACCGCUUUCACUGUGUCUCUCAAGGUCCCUGCGCCGUGGAUUCACCAAUCGAAAGCCCUUCACGCACGCUCAUGUAACAAUCCCCUCGCAGAAUUGAAUUAUCUCCUCGCCGCGGGAGACUUUUGCAGUGCUCAUGACUGCUUCCUACGUCGCGUCGCCCCACGAUUGGUGAUCGACGAAGACUGGGAAACCCUGCGACAGGUGUUGGGAUGGUUGGGGCACGAGGCGGAGCAGAAAGUUGACGCCGCGGUGGCGACGAACGACGCCGAAGGGUCAGGAACCGAGUGGAAGAAGGGCGGACAAGUUUAUUCGGAUUUCGUGGAGUUAAUGUCGUUGAUGGAUAACCCCAUGUCUCCACGGCGCGAUUCCGCUGACGGCAGAGCGAAGACAACACUGCUUACGCGACUCCAAGGUUCGCUGACGGACUUGAAUGCACAGCCCCAAAACACGUCAUCGGCGGGCUCCUCGGAACUGAACAAGGAUCGCGAGAAGCUUGAGGAGAGAGUUGCGCUGUGCGAGAUGGGGAAAAUGGUUGCAAGAGUUUUGGAGUUGGAGACAGAAGACGAUAUCGGUGAAAAGAGACAGAUCCUCAACCUCCCCCUCAACGCGGACGCAAGGCUCAUCCAUUCCCGCACUUUAGGUGUGGAAUAUUAUCGCGGUGUGAUGGCGAUGGCACGUUGAACCUCCUCGGGCACCGCUUUGUACGGCUUGGUAUCAUGGGAAGUUGGGCAAUUGAGUAUGCGGAACGGCUGUGGGAGGCGUCAACAAGGAAAAUUGGGCUUAGUUGGGAAUAAACGAGAAAUCUGCAGAGGUCCAAGUAAUUCAUUCUCGUUCAGAGGAAAAUCAGGAAAAAGCAGUCAAAAGUCCAGCAAGAGAUCGGCUCAACCGGGGCGGCUUGAGAGCUAUUCUAGUGGCGAAGGGUUUCCACAGCGAUGAUGAAUUCGAAUGAGAACGUGUGUUGGGUGCAAUAGAGAGAGAGGCGGACGCUACUUUCCACCCUGUCUGCUGACUUCAAAUAUUAAAGGGUGAACGGCACGUCCAUCUAGGUUGAGUCUUUGGGUUCUAAUGUAUAUGAAGG
Molecule: messenger RNA, 6517 nt
Organism: Cladophialophora immunda
Lineage: Eukaryota; Fungi; Ascomycota; Eurotiomycetes; Chaetothyriales; Herpotrichiellaceae
Exons: 6
Coding region: 283-6120 (1945 amino acids)
Biological process (GO): post-transcriptional tethering of RNA polymerase II gene DNA at nuclear periphery; protein import into nucleus; RNA export from nucleus
Cellular component (GO): nuclear pore; nuclear pore cytoplasmic filaments
Molecular function (GO): structural constituent of nuclear pore
Source: RefSeq, a predicted model, not a curated record